Molecule: messenger RNA, 762 nt
Organism: Adineta ricciae
Lineage: Eukaryota; Metazoa; Rotifera; Eurotatoria; Adinetida; Adinetidae
Source: the annotation of a GenBank genome assembly
AUGGUUUUUAUAAGCAUUGGCAACAGUCCAGCACAAGAAACAACCACACCUAUCACAGCAGGUACUACAGCUGCUGUAACGGCUACUACAAAUGUUACAGCAGGUACUACAACUGUCGUAACGGCUACUACAAAUGCUACAGCAGACACUACAACUGUCGUGACGGCUACUACAAAUGUUACAGCAGGUACUACAACUGUCGUAACGGCUACUACAAAUGCUACAGCAGACACUACAACUGUCGUAACGGCUACUACAAAUGUUACAGCAGGUACUACAGCUGAUGUAACGGCUACUACAAAUGUUACAGCAGGUACUACAACUGUCGUAACGGCUACUACAAAUGCUACAGCAGGUACUACAGCUGCUGUAACGGCUACUACAAAUGUUACAGCAGGUACUACAGCUGCUGUAACGGCUACUACAAAUGUUACAGCAGGUACUACAACUGCCGUAAUGGCUACUACAAAUGUUACAGCAGGUACUACAGCUGCUGUAACGGCUACUACAAAUGUUACAGCAGGUACUACAGCAACGACGGCAGUAGCAGCGAGAACAACAACGACAACAACUACAACAACACAAAGCGCAACGUCUACGGUCAUAUCGAAUGCGACAACGUUAUCAGUAUCGGGAUACAACGGAACGGCACUUAAUGGUACUUCUAGUGGUGUAAUUCUAGGUAAAAUACAAUCAAAUAUUCAUCUAUGGGCUUCUGGAAUUACCCUGUGCAGAUACAUUUUAUCUCAUACUUAUGUCUAG